Molecule: messenger RNA, 3637 nt
Organism: Arachis ipaensis
Lineage: Eukaryota; Viridiplantae; Streptophyta; Magnoliopsida; Fabales; Fabaceae
Product: phospholipase D zeta 2
Biological process (GO): phospholipid catabolic process; phosphatidic acid biosynthetic process; intracellular signal transduction
Cellular component (GO): plasma membrane
Molecular function (GO): D-type glycerophospholipase activity
Source: RefSeq, a predicted model, not a curated record
AUGGCAGAGGGUGGAGCUGUGGUGGUGAUUCGAUUAGGUCGCGAAAAGGCUGAGGGUGGUGGUGGUGGUAGCGGUUUGGGUGCAGUGAAGAAGAGGAGAGUUUGCAGAAGUGCGGAGGAAGGCGUUUCGGUGUCGCGACCGGAGACCGGAGAAAUUAGCCCAAUCUUGCUUUCUUAUACAAUUGAGUUGGAGUACAAGCAGUUCAAGUGGCGUCUUCACAAGAGAGCAGCGCAAGUUCUCUACUUACAGUUUGCCCUGCGGAAACGUGUACUAAUUGAACAACUUCAUGACAAACAAGAGCAGAUAAAAGAAUGGCUUCAGAGCUUAGGAAUAGUAGAUCACACAGUGACAAUACACGAUGAUGAAGAACCUGAUGAUGGAGCUGUGCCUUUACAUCAUGAAGACAGUGUUAAAAGCAGAUAUGUCCCAUCUGUUGCUGCUCUAUCAAUAAUUCGUCCAUCAUUAGGAGGGCAGCAAUCGGUUGUAGACAGGGCAAAAGUCGCAAUGCAAAGUUAUUUGAAUCUUUUCUUAGAAAACCUGGAUAUUGUGAAUUCUUCAGAGGUCUGCAGGUUUUUGGAAGUCUCCAAGCUAUCCUUUUUACAUGAGUAUGGUCCAAAGCUGAGAGAGGGAUAUGUGACAGUGAAGCAUUUAUCAAAUGUUUCACAGGAUUCAGAAGCAUGCCAUCCAUGUGAUUGGUUUCGUGGCUGUAAUAACAGCUGGAAGAAGGUAUGGGCUGUUUUGAAACAUGGAUUUUUGGCCUUGCUGGAUGGCCCUUUCAGCAAUACACCACUGGACAUACUUGUUUUUGAUGUUCUUCCAUCCUCAAAAGGAGAUAAAACACAAAUACAUUUAGCUGAUCCUGUAAAGGAAUGUAAUCCUUUGCGAUACACAUUUAAGGUUACUAGUGGGAAUAGGACCAUAUCAUUGAGAACUACCAGCAAUGGUAGGGUUAAAGCUUGGGUAAAUGCAAUUAAUGAAGCUGGUCUUCGACCUUCGGAGGGUUGGUGUCGUCCUCAUCGGUUUGCUUCAUUUGCUCCUGUAAGAGGUUUGACUGAAGAUGGGAGCCAAGCCCAGUGGUUUGUAGACGGAAAGGCAGCAUUUGAAGCAAUUGCUUCUUCAAUUCAAGCUGCAAAAUCAGAGAUCUUCAUUACAGGAUGGUGGCUUUGCCCCGAGCUAUAUCUUAAACGUCCUUUUGAUGGCUUUUCAAAACUCAGACUUGACUCGUUGCUAGAAGAAAAAGCUAUGCAAGGAGUUCAGAUAUAUGUGCUUCUCUACAAGGAGGUUUCUCUGGCUUUGAAAAUCAACAGCUCGUAUAGUAUGAGAAGACUCCUCAAAAUUCAUGAGAAUGUGAGGGUAUUGCGCUAUCCUGACCAUUUAACCAGUGGCGUGUAUUUAUGGUCGCACCAUGAGAAACUUGUAAUUGUUGAUUACAAGAUUUGCUAUAUUGGAGGAUUAGACUUAUGCUUCGGUCGAUAUGACACGCCUGACCAUAAAGUUGGUGAUUGCCCCUCCAUUACAUGGCCCGGAAAGGACUAUUACAACCCAAGAGAAUCUGAACCAAAUUCAUGGGAAGACACGAUGAGAGAUGAAUUGGAUCGUGAGAAAUAUCCUCGUAUGCCAUGGCAUGAUGUCCAUUGUGCCCUUUGGGGACCUCCUUGUCGUGAUAUUGCUCGACAUUUCAUUCAACGUUGGAACCAUGCUAAGAGAACUAAAGCUCCAAAUGAGCAUGAAAUCCCGCUACUUAUGCCUCACCAUCACAUGGUCCUCCCUCAUUACAUGGGAAAAAGCAAAGAUAUGGACAUUACUGGAAAGAAAGAUGAAGAUGGCACGAAAGAACUUGAGAGUAAGGAUUCAUUUUCGGAGUCUCCGGUACAAGAUAUACCGCUGCUUUUACCUCAAGAAUCUGGUGGACUAAUUACUUCGCUCGGAGAUCAUUCCAAUAUUAGUGAAAAGGUUCCAUUAUCAUCCCAAAAGUUGGAACAUGAAACAUCAACUCCAAACACAAAGAUCAAUGGGUUUCAUGAUGAAGUUGUUCCUUUUGACCUUGGUGCACAAUCUGUUGUUUAUGAUCUUGACGAUUGGUGGGAAACACCAGAUGAAGGUACCAAAGACGAUAAUAAUUUGGAAUAUAGACAAGUUGGUCCACGUACUUCUUGUCGCUGUCAGGUAAUCAGAAGUGUCGGCCAAUGGUCAGCUGGAACCAGUCAGCAUGAAGAAAGCAUUCACACAGCAUAUUGUUCUCUUAUUGAAAAAGCAAAGCAUCUUAUCUACAUUGAGAACCAAUUUUUCAUAUCAGGUCUAGCAAAGGAUGACACAAUUCAGAACCGUGUACUGGAAGCACUAUACAGGCGCAUUUUACAAGCACACAAGGAACAGAAUAAAUUUAGAGUUAUAGUUGUGAUGCCCCUCUUGCCUGGGUUCCAAGGUGGUCUCGAUGAUGGUGGUGCUGCAACUGUCAGGGCUUUAACACAUUGGCAGUAUAGAACAAUUUCAAGGGAAAAGCAUUCUAUAUUACACAAUCUUGAAGCUAAAAUUGGUCCUAAGGCUCAUGAUUAUAUUUCUUUCUAUGGUCUACGAUCUCAUGGUAGACUUCAUGCCGAUGGUUACGUGGCCACAAGUCAGGUAUAUGUGCAUAGUAAAUUGAUGAUAAUAGAUGACCGUGUAGCUGUCAUCGGAUCAUCUAACAUUAACGACCGUAGUCUGCUUGGGUUAAGAGACUCUGAGAUAGGAGUGGUUAUAGAAGACAAGGAAUGUGUUGAAUCAUUGAUGAAUGGAAAACCAUGGAAAGCUGGGAAAUUUUCUUAUAGCCUCCGUUGUUCCUUAUGGUCUGAACACCUUGGCCUUCAUACAGAAGAGGUCAGUAAAAUUAGUGAUCCAUUGGCAGACACAACAUACAAGGACUUGUGGUCAGCAACUGCGAAGGAAAAUACUAGGAUAUAUGAUGAGGUCUUCGGUUGCAUUCCGAAUGAUCAGAUACACUCAAGAUCUGCUCUUCGACAAAGCAUGGCUCAGCGGAAAGAAAAGGUGGGCCACACCACCAUAGAUUUGGGAAUAGCCCCUGAUAAGUUAAUAACUAGUGAUGCCUAUGGAGAAAUCAAUGAGACAAAUUCAAUGGAUAGAUUGAACUCUGUAAAGGGACAUCUUGUUUCCUUUCCUUUGGAGUUCAUGCGUGAUGAAGAUCUAAGACCAGCCUUUAUUGAGAGUGAGUUUUACGUAGCUCCUCAAGUAUAUCAUUAGAUAUAGAUAUUAGUAUACUGAAGCCAUGAAAAAGAUGCCAUUCUUUUUAUAGAUUUUCGUGCAAAACAAGAAACUCAGUGAAAAUCAACACAUGAUAAAGUGGUGUGAAAUUUUCACAUCCUGUGAGAUUAGCAAUUGGUUUGCUAUUAUUAGAUAAUAUCAUAAUAAUUUAAAAAGAAUAGAUAAGUCUAAAGUGAAAAUGAUUGGAGAAAGUAAUAAAGUAGAAAUAGAGAGGGAUGUAGUCAUUAAGUAGUUUUGACCUGUGAUUAUUACAGCAUUAGUUUUAUAAGAGAGGAAGUGUGAUUACGUAGAAUCUUAGUUGUGAAAGUAGUAUCUUAGAAAUAUUAGUUGUUAUUGUCUCAAGCAACUUUAUAAGUAACUUAGUUAUUGGGGACUUUUA